Molecule: messenger RNA, 3005 nt
Organism: Tachysurus vachellii
Lineage: Eukaryota; Metazoa; Chordata; Actinopteri; Siluriformes; Bagridae
Gene: lmnb1
Product: lamin B1
Exons: 12
Coding region: 145-1908 (587 amino acids)
Source: RefSeq, a predicted model, not a curated record
GAGCGCUCAGUAAAAAAAACGUUGAGCUGCACCGGGAUCCGUCAUUGGACCGCCCGGGUCACGUGACCGCCCCAUUCUGAUAAGCGGCCAUAUUCGUCAAGCCCAUUCUUUCAUUCGUUUGCAGCACAAACUUUUUAGUUUACAAUGGCGACCGCCACUUCCACCCCGGCCGGCCAGAGAAUAAGCACCCGAGCGAGCAGCGGGACCCCUCUGAGCCCCACCAGGAUCACCAGACUGCAGGAGAAAGAGGAUCUCAGCAACCUCAACGACCGCCUGGCCACUUAUAUCGACAAAGUCCGGAGUCUCGAGUCAGAGAACAGUGUUCUUCACCUACAGAUUUCUGAAAAGGAAGAGGUGAGGAGCCGGGAGCUGACCGGCCUCAAGUCUCUGUAUGAGAACGAGCUCGCAGACGCGCGACGCUCUUUAGACGACACCGCUAAAGAACGAGCCAGGCUUCAGAUCGAGCUGGGAAAACUCCGAACCGAGCAUGAUCAACUCCUGCAGAACUAUUCUAAAAAGGACUCAGACCUGGCUGGAUGUCAGGCCCGGCUGAAGGAUUUGGAGGCAUUAUUGAACACUAAGGAGGCCAGUCUGGCCACAGCCUAUUCUGAGAAGAAAGGCCUUGAGGCCAUGCUAACAGAUCUGCAAGCCCAGAUCCAGGAGCUGGAGGCCGGAUUGGUUUCAGCUAAGAAGCAGCUGGGAGAGGAGACUCUGCUGAGGGUGGAUGUGGAGAACCGCUACCAGAGCCUGGUAGAGGAACUUGAGUUCCGCAAAAACAUGUUCGAAGAGGAAAUUAAGGACACCCGGCGCAGGCAUGAGACCCGUCUGGUUGAAGUGGACUCCGGUCGCCAGAGUGAGUACGAGUUCAAGCUUGCUCAGGCCCUGGCAGACAUGAGGCAACAGCAUGAUGAUCAAGUAAAACUCUACAAGGAAGAGAUGGAGCAGACUUAUGUGGCCAAGCUGGAGAACGUACGUCUGUCUUCGGAGAUGAACAGCAGUUCAGCAAGCAUGGCACGGGAAGAGCUGAAGGAAUCUAUUAUGAGAGUUGAGAGUCUGUCAGCUCAGCUGGCCAGCUUGCAGAAGGAGACACGUGGCUGGCAGGAUCGCAUCAGUGACCUGGAGGCUGCUCUGGCCCAUGAGAAGGAUCUGAGCCGCAAGAUACUGGCUGAUAAAGAGCGUGAGAUCGCGGAGAUCCGAGCCAAGAUGCAGCAGCAGCUUGAAGAGUAUGAGCAGCUGCUGGAUGUCAAACUGGCCUUGGACAUGGAGAUCAAUGCUUACAGGAAGCUACUAGAGGGCGAGGAGGAGAGAUUGAAGCUUUCUCCCAGCCCGUCGUCUCGUGUGACCGUGUCUCGAGCCUCGUCUAGCCGCAGCGUUCGCACCACACGUGGGAAGAGGAAGCGUGUGGAUGUGGAGGAGUCAGAGGCCAGCAGCAGUGUCAGCAUUGCCCACUCAGCCUCUGCCACUGGCAACGUCUGCAUCGAUGAACUGGACGUGGAUGGCAAGUUCAUCCGUCUGCAGAACAACUCCGAUCAGGACCAGGCAAUGGUAGGGUUUGAGCUGACCAGAAUUAUUGGAGAAACUUCUGCUACCUACAAGUUUACUCCCAAAUAUGUCCUGAAGGCAGGACAGAAAGUCACAAUCUGGGCAUCUAAUGCAGGUGUGAGCUCCAGCCCUCCCAAUGACCUCGUCUGGAAGAACCAGAACUCGUGGGGCACUGGCGAGAACAUCAAGGUUGUCUUGACCAACCCAGAGGGAGAGGAAGUCGCUGUAAGGAGUACAGUAUUCAAAACUGCCACAGUAACAGAGGAAGAGGAUGAUGAGGGAGUGGAGGCCAUUGAGGAAGAACUCUUCCUUCAGCACGGAGAACCACAAAGAGAGGGUGCCAAGAGAGGCUGCUUGAUCAUGUGAGAGCAGUAACACUACACACCACCCAACUCUUCCACUACAGCCAGGUUCAGCUGCCAACUCUACAACCACCUCAGAACUAUUUUUGUAUCACUUCUGUAUAAUAAACCAAGUGAAGUUUUUUUUUUUUAUUAUUAUUAUUUUUUUAUUUCUCUUUGGUUUUAAUGGAUUGUAAACCUUUUUGGUACAUUUCUAUUUCAAUUUUAUAUGUGAAUUCAUAAAUGCUUCACAACUUUCUAUGUACCAAAAUCUAGCGAUCAGUGGAGGACUGUAGUGAUUCUGAGAGCUCAGUGAGAAGUAGGCAGCUUUUGCAAAAUUACUAAGUCCUUCAGGUGCUGUGAUCUUACCUUUAAUUUGUGGAUCUUCAAACAUAGCAUUUUAAGGGUCUCUUUAUAGAAAAGUUAUAAUUUUAUACUAGUUUUGUAGUUUUUAGUCAGUCACGUCUUGUGUAUAAUGGAAUGUAGACUAAAUUUACACAUUGAAGGUAAAAACAGGAUGAUUUCCUAUAUCAGUUUUAAAGAGCAGGCUGCUGGAUAUAAUCGAACUGCUGGUUCUUAAACUCAAGGACUGUUUGAAAUGCAAUGCACCAUAAGGUGUCAGUCUAGAGUCAAAUUUGUUAUUGGUGUCUUUUUUCCCUUUUGAAUACUGAUUAGGUGAUGUAGACUGGGCCAGGUUUUUUCUACUCUUGACUGUGCCAGCAUGCUAACUUGAUCCAAGGAAUUACUCCCUAGCAGAUACAUGUAACUGAAGUUUGAGAAGAAACGUGGAGACUAGCAUAAUGUUCUUGAGCUAAUCUUUGCCAUCAGUGUAUGUAAGGAGUCUGUAAAUUGGCUACAUAUCUCUCAAGACAAGACACUAAAGCAGUAGAUUGUACUGGUGUCAUUUAUAUUUAAUUACCUCUUAAGAAUUAGCCUUGGGUGAACUUGCUUAUUUUAUUCCAGUUUGUUCCUCUUAUCUAACUCUGAAUGAAUAGUCGUAUGCCUAUAUUUUGCUUUCAUUUUAACCUUGAGUAGAUUUGUGGGUUGUCUUUCAUGUCACUUGCAUGCUUUUGCUCUAAUCUUUACCGUUUGUAAGGCAAAAUAAAAUUUUGUUGUAUUUUC